AUGGAUCUCAAGUCAUUGUUUGGUAUAGCUUUUGUCUGCAUUGUCGUCGCCGGCGUAGGAGGCCAAGCUCCUGCAACAUCUCCUACCUCAACUCCGGCAACACCGUCUCCUCAUGCCACUCCUUCUGCUUCUCCACCUAGUACUACCGUCGCUUCUCCGCCAACCACCACUGCCACGUCACCAACAGUGUCUCCUCAUACCACUCCUGCUUCUCCACCUAGUACUACCGUCGCUUCUCCGCCAACCACCACUGCCACGUCACCAACACCACCUCCAACGGCAUCGCCAUCUCCUACAGUUUCAUCUCCACCACCGGCCAAAACUCCAACCGCCGCUCCGCAGACACCCACGCCACCAGCGCCGGUGGCCACUCCUGCUUCCUCUCCACCAGCUACUCCGCCAGUGAGCUCACCAACACCGGCUACUCCUCCUCCGGCACCAACCAGUCCUCCACCACCUCUGGUACCUUCACAUCCACCGUCUGCUCCUUCACCUGCACCACUCGCUGCUCCUCCAGCCGAGGUUCCAGCUCUGGCACCUAGCAAGAAGCCAGUAUCUCCGACGCCAUCUCCAUUGGCAACUAGUCCUCCUGCACCACCGACUGAGUCUCCGGCGCCGAGUCUCGGAACAAUUUCACCUGCACCAUCAGCGACUGAUCGGGAUCCAAAGGAAGUGCUGGGCUUUGUGGGGGUGCCCUAG
Ilex paraguariensis (yerba mate) is the source of this 699-nucleotide messenger RNA. Lineage: Eukaryota; Viridiplantae; Streptophyta; Magnoliopsida; Aquifoliales; Aquifoliaceae. The record is from the annotation of a GenBank genome assembly.